Messenger RNA from Paramuricea clavata, 1554 nucleotides. NCBI's taxonomy places the organism in Eukaryota, Metazoa, Cnidaria, Anthozoa, Malacalcyonacea, Plexauridae. The record is from the annotation of a GenBank genome assembly.
AUGAUAAAAUCGCCAAUCAGCCACUUUCAGUUCCAACAGUUCGAUUUUUCCUCCUAUCUUGCCUACAAGAGAGAAGGAUUUGUUGGCCGGGAGUGGUUCUUCAUGGAACUGGAUAAUAUCUUCGAGACAGACCGAGAAACGGCUGGUGUUUUGAUUACUGGCGAGCCAGGAUCCGGAAAAUCAGCAUUAAUGUCACAAUUAAUAUGUUCACCGUAUUCCAGCCUACCCAUACAUCAAAAUAUUAUCGGGUAUCAUUUGUGUGAAUAUUCCGAGAAAGGGAAACGUGAUGGUGCGAGAUUUGUGCGAAAUUUGGUUGAUCAAAUUGCAGCACGAUUGUCUGGAUAUUCUGAACAUGUUAUCAAGAGUGAACAAAUGAGAAUGAAAUUGCAGGAUACACUCUGUCAACAAGAUCCCACAGAAUGUUUCUUUACAUCGAUAUUGGGGCCUUUGAGAGAGUUAAAACCUCCACCAGAUGGCCUCCGGUAUAUUGUAAUAGAUGUCUUGGAUGAAUGCUUUGAGAGUGACAAAACAUCCGAAAUUUUUCAGAUAUUGAGCAGUAAAAUACUACAUUUCCCAAAAUGGUUAAAGGUCAUACUAACUUCACGAAAUCUGACGCUGGUUACGGAAGAAUUACCUUACAUUGUUAGAAGGAAGCCAUUGUACGCCAAUGAUGAUCGGAAUGUAAAAGAUAUUAGUUUGUAUGUAUCGCGCUUUAUAUCUCAAAAUUCGUUUUUCGUAGAUCGUUUGAAAACAGCAAUGAAUUUCAAAUCAAGAACGUAUGAUAUGAAAAUAUUUUUGGACAAAGUCAUUACACGAGCUGAGGGGAAUUUCUUGUUUGUGAAGAUGACACUGCAAUAUAUGAACGAUACAGAUGGGGUGGUUGAUACGAAGUCUUUACCAACAAGUCUGUUUGAUUUGUAUAGCAUUUUCUUUAAAAGGCAGUUCGGAAAAGGCGGUUUCGGGCCAUUGAGAUCUCUUUUUGAGGUUUUGUUAUCUGUUUGCUCACCUCUUCAAUUGAACGAUGUGGAAGAAAUACUUAGGAGCGAGUAUGAAGCAGAGGAUGUCUCCCAACUUAUAGACCAAGCGUCUUGUUUCCUGCGAUUUGGUCGUGAUGGAACAGUAAGGAUAUAUCAUCAAUCCUUUGCUGAAUGGUUGGUUAAUCAGACUGGUCUCAUCCACAUUAAUGAAACUAGAGCUCAUCGAAGCAUGGCAAAUUUUUUACUGCAUCGCAUUCGUGAGAGAGAUAUGAAUGUUACGUUUGGGGAAGUAAUUGAACUUUUUAUGCACAUACUAGCAGGAAAUACAUUGGCAAUACAUGGAAACGCUAUAGACCUUUUCAAUAUUAGCGAAAUGCGCGAGAGUCGAACAAACCAAUCCAUUUUGCACCAUCUUGCGAUAAAACCAAAGCAGUUUCAACCUGUACUAGAGUUCUUCUUACAGAAGUUUAGAAUCGUUGACAUGCUAGAUGCGAACAAGAAAACACCGGCGUUUUACGCAACAUCUGAAGGCUUAGCUGAAAUUUGCGAAGCUUCAUUGACAGAGGAGCAGACAUAA